UUAUACGACAUAGAACAAACAUGUUUUGUUUUUAUUUUCAGAUACAGAAAGUGGAGUUUGGUCUCAUAAUUUGCGAUGAGGGCCACAGAUUAAAGAACAGCAGCAUUAAAACAUCUUCUGCCCUCAGCAGCCUCAGCUGUAGUCGCAGAGUCAUACUCUCAGGGACACCAGUGCAAAACGACCUGCAGGAGUUCUACGCUAUUAUAGAGUUUGUUAACCCGGGAAUUCUUGGCUCCUCAACUGCGUAUAGAAAAGUAUAUGAGGAACCAAUUCUGAGGUCCAGGCAGCCAUCGUCCACAGAGGAGGAGAGAGUUUUGGGAGAAGAACGAGCAGCUGAACUCUCCCGUCUCACCAGCAUGUUCAUCCUGAGGAGGACACAGGAGAUCAUCAACCGCUACCUGCCUCCCCGUCUUGACUGGACCUUGUUCUGCGAGCUGUCCCCUCUGCAGCAUCAGCUGUACAAACACCUCCUCAGCCACCGUGUCUUUAGAGCCUGUCUCCAGGGCUACAGUCAAACCAACACACACCUGGCCUGUAUCACUGCCCUGAAGAAACUCUGCAACCAUCCUGGUUUGCUCCACGUCACUCUCAAGGAGAGAACAGACCGCGGGUCUCUGGAAAGCUCUUUAUACGAGGGCCUUGCAGAUCUUUUCCCAGAAUCCUAUUCUUCAGCAGGAUUCAACAGUGCUGACUCUGGAAAACUGAUGGUUCUUUCAGACCUGCUGAGCUCCAUCAGGCAGCUCAGCCCUUCAGACAGGGUGGUCCUGGUGUCAAACUACACUCAGACACUCGACCUGCUUCAGGACCUGUGCGUACACAUGAGCUACACCUUCUGCCGAUUAGAUGGACACACCCCCACUAGCCAGCGACAGCGUCUGGUCGACUCUUUCAACAGUCCUUAUUCUCAGAACUUUCUGUUUCUGCUGAGCUCCAAAGCAGGCGGCGUGGGACUUAACCUGAUCGGAGCUUCUCAUCUGGUGUUGUACGACAUCGACUGGAACCCUGCAAAUGACAUUCAGGCCAUGGCUCGAGUCUGGAGAGAUGGACAGAAAAAGACUGUGCACAUUUACCGUCUUCUCACAGCAGAUUUAGAGCAGAUUAAUAAAAGGAAUAACAAACAUUACCAUGGCUGCAUGUAG
Messenger RNA from Nematolebias whitei (Rio pearlfish), 1139 nucleotides. Its product is annotated as DNA repair and recombination protein RAD54B-like. The coding region runs from base 21 to 1139 and encodes 372 amino acids. Gene Ontology annotation, molecular function: ATP binding; DNA translocase activity; ATP-dependent chromatin remodeler activity. The transcript has 7 exons. The record is from RefSeq and is a predicted model, not a curated record. Gene Ontology annotation, biological process: double-strand break repair via homologous recombination; reciprocal meiotic recombination. Gene Ontology annotation, cellular component: nucleus. Lineage: Eukaryota; Metazoa; Chordata; Actinopteri; Cyprinodontiformes; Rivulidae.